AUCGGAUGACUACUGUUUUUGUUUUGAGAGUAGAUAAUACAUAUUUUUUCAGGAUAUUAUAAUAAAAAUAAUUUUUCUCAGCAAAUGAUUAGGUAGAAAAUUUAAAGAUAGUUGGAAACAGUUAUGUCAGAAAUUGGUACGUCACCAGAGUCUCAAACUUACGUCGAUAUGGAUGAGAACGCACAACACCAAUCACUUCCACCAAUUGAUUAUACCGCUGACCGUUUUCCAUUUUGUAUUGUUUGGACACCAAUUCCAAUGCUGACAUGGUUAUUUCCUUUUAUCGGACAUAUGGGCAUUUGUAUGUCCAAUGGCGUCAUACGGGAUUUUGCGGGCCCCUACUUUGUCUCGGAGGACAAGAUGAGCUUUGGUCGACCGACCCGUUAUCUGCGAUUAAAUCCUAAAUAUGUGGAAGGUGGUUCUUUAAUGUGGGAUGAAGCCGUCUCCAAAGCUUCUGUGCUGUACGGUACAAGGAUGCACAAUCUUUUCUGUGACAACUGCCACUCUCAUGUGGCAACCGCUUUGAAUUGCAUGCGUUAUAGAAAUUCCAGCUGGAACAUGGUAAAACUUGCAUUCUGGACAUUUAUUUGCGGCCGAUAUGUGAGCAUUGCUGGUUUCAUUAAAACAUGGCUUCCAUUCUUAAUAUUUGUAACAGCUGUUACACUUUUGAGCGUUUAUUUUUAAUUUGUUUUUUCCCACCCUCAACCUUCCCCUCCCCCGUAAAUGUAUAUUGUUAUUUUAUUUUUAAUUAGUCAAAUUUAUAAGUGUAAUACAUUGUAACAGUUAUAUAUAUAUAUAUACAUAUGAUGAUGAUGGGUACUAAGUUCGAGUUUUUCAGUGAAAAUCAAAGUAAAAAUUUAUAAUAAACUUGAUAAAAAAAAUUAUUUUAUUAAAAUCAUCAUAAACAAUGAUGACAUUUUCAAUGUCCAACUGAAUGAGAUUAUAUUUUUUUUUCCAAGGUGAAAAUUGUGGUUUUCAUGUAAAACACGGGUUUAGUACUAGGCUAAAGAAGUAAAAAUGAAAGCUGAAACUAAUGCUGGUGAAUAUAAACCGACCUAUUUGCGCCUUGCAUAAAAAUUAAGCGACGCAAUUGCAA
Molecule: messenger RNA, 1096 nt
Organism: Stomoxys calcitrans (stable fly)
Lineage: Eukaryota; Metazoa; Arthropoda; Insecta; Diptera; Muscidae
Product: transmembrane protein 222
Exons: 1
Coding region: 124-684 (186 amino acids)
Source: RefSeq, a predicted model, not a curated record